AAUCUCUCUCAUGCAUCAGCAAACGCACGGGCCGCCAGCCCUCGGGCUCACUACAGGUCAGUUGCUUUCGGUCUCUGCGCUCAGGUCGGGAAUAAACAAGGAGCUAAUGCAUCUGGAAUCGUAUUUAUCUGCAAAGCAAGCAUCUGAAGAAGCGAACAGGAGGUGGAGAGAGCAAACAGAGAUGAAGAUUAUGAAGGAGGUCUGUAGCUGCUUUUCAGAUGCUGGACUAUUAUGGUCCAGCUUGAGAACACCAAGUGCAGUUUUCUCUUCUGCCUUGGAAUCUGCAUCCUAAUAUGUUCUGCCAUCUACCUGAACGCCAAAAUACCCAACACCCCCAUUCCAUCAACUGACUUGAGCAGCCAAACCACACCAGCCCCUCAAAGCUGUGACAUUCUUCCACCUGCAACUCCCGGGUUUACAUGGCAGCGAAAAGACUGUAAGAAAAUCAGCUAUGAGACCAAACCGGACGCAAACUGCUCUCUUUUGCAGUCAGAUCUGCACUUUAUUACGGCGCCGCUGAGCAAAGAAGAAGAAGACUUUCCUUUGGCUUUCAUAAUCACCAUCCACAAAGAGCUGGAAACGUUUGUGCGGCUACUGAGAGCCACUUAUGCGCCACAGAAUGUGUACUGCAUUCACAUAGAUGCUAAAGCACUGGAAGAAUACAAGACGAGCGUCCGAAACCUAGCUGGGUGCUUCCCGAACGUCUUUGUGGCGUCCAUUAACGAAAAAGUGACUUACGCUGGCUUUUCCCGUCUGCAGGCUGACAUCAACUGCAUGAAGGACCUAGUGAAGUCUCCUACAAAAUGGAAAAGAGUUAUAAAUCUGUGCGGCCAGGACUUUCCAAUCCAGACCAACCUGGAGCUGGUCCGGUACAUGCAAGGAUCCGAAUGGAAAGACAGGAACAUGACGCCGGGAAUCAGGCAGCCACCCACUAUGAAGCACAGGACUGAUUUUCAGUACAAGGAGGUAAAGGGCACCCAUGUGGCACCAAAAGGCAAGGGUCAAAAGAAGGGACCACCUCCUCACAACCUGACAAUGUACUUCGGGACUGCCUAUUAUUCCUUGACGAGACCGUUUGUGGAGUUCGUCCUCAACGACAAGGUGGCCAAAGACUUGCUGGAGUGGUCUAGAGACACCUUCAGCCCAGAUGAGCAUUACUGGGUGACUCUAAAUCACAUGAAGGAAGCACCUGGCAGUUAUGUAGAAGGCGAAUGGGAAGGUAACGUUCGUGCAAUCAAAUGGAAGGACCAAGAAGGAACAGUACACCAGGGCUGUAAAGGACAAUACAUCAGGGAUAUCUGCGUUUACGGGAUUGGUGACUUACCGUGGCUUAUCGAAAAAGAGAGCAUGUUUGCGAAUAAAUUUGAGACUGCAAACUUCCCAGAAGCCCUGGAUUGUCUAGAACUGUGGCACCGACAUAAAGUUCUCCAGCACGCUACGGUUCCCAUACAACCAUCAUGGCGUCUCACCACAGAAGUCGAAGUCAUCAACAGCACACUCAUUUUAAAACCAGGAGACUGUUUUUGAGCAAACACCCACAAAAUAAGUCACAAUGAAAGUGAAAUAUGUACAGGCUUGUCAACUUCUGCAUGCACUCAAAACCCUGUAUUUUGCAUAUAUAUCUGAGCAAACACUAUUUCCUCUUGACGUCAAAGUACCAUCUCACAUGGACACAGUAGACAUGAAGGAAGAAAUAAUAGAAACAUCACUGGAACAUUUUCUGUUUUACGGUGCAAAUUUGCUGUGUCAAUAUUCAUGCCGCAUGGCAAUGCAGCUUGUGAUGUAUAAAUGUUGAAAACAUGUGAACACUGAUUGUUAUGUGAGUGAUGAGUAAUAUAACUGUUGUACUGUUAAUAGUAAUCGUAAUUUCUAUUUAUUUUUAUUUAUUAACUGCUGCAUAAUGCACUGUUUAAAGUGGAUAAAUAAUAAAGAAUAAAGGCAUAAAAAUCCUUUGUGAAAUCCAAGAUACAACAAAUACUGCUAUUACAAUCAAAGGACACUAUACUGUGAUAUACACAGUAACUGACCAAAAAUAGUGAAAAUAUUGUCAUUUGUGACUUACAGAGCCAAUUGUUAGUCAAGAGUUUAGUGAGCAUCAUUAUGACAUGCCACUGUAAUACUUUCAUAAUGUAAGCCGCAUAUUUUCAAUAUGUAAAUUUGUAUGCAAAUUAUGUACACAUGAACAUCUGCUCAAGUCAAUUUUGUUUCCAACACUGAAUUCAGCACUGUUCAUAUUGUUCAGUUUUUGUGCUUCAUUUUCAGUGCUGUCAACUGCAUUGAAUUGAUAAAAACCCCAGCCCAACACAUUAAGCACUUUCAUUUCCAUUGUGGUCUUAAUAAAUGUGCCUCUUUAGCAACUUGGAUAGAAAAAACAAUUCUCUGCUAACAACAAUGUAAUUUUUUUGACGCUGACAAAAGAACAUAUUAUAGCCAUAAACAUUUACAUCAUGACCACUAAUAGACAAUUAGUCAAACAUAUCACCACAAAAUGGUACUACAGCUGAUGGUAUAUACUGCCAUGUGUCAUC
Molecule: messenger RNA, 2528 nt
Organism: Sinocyclocheilus rhinocerous
Lineage: Eukaryota; Metazoa; Chordata; Actinopteri; Cypriniformes; Cyprinidae
Product: beta-1,3-galactosyl-O-glycosyl-glycoprotein beta-1,6-N-acetylglucosaminyltransferase 7-like
Exons: 4
Coding region: 232-1527 (431 amino acids)
Cellular component (GO): membrane
Molecular function (GO): acetylglucosaminyltransferase activity
Source: RefSeq, a predicted model, not a curated record